Messenger RNA from Fusarium verticillioides 7600, 1062 nucleotides. RefSeq lists its product as hypothetical. The transcript has a single exon. Lineage: Eukaryota; Fungi; Ascomycota; Sordariomycetes; Hypocreales; Nectriaceae. The coding region runs from base 90 to 290 and encodes 66 amino acids. The record is from RefSeq and is a predicted model, not a curated record.
AGCUUGGCCAUGUAAAGGGGGCAACGUGAGUUCAAGAGGGUUCACCCAGUAGCGAGAAUCAUGGCAUCUCCAAAUUCCAUUUGCCAGACAUGGGAUUAUGGUUCAGCGCCAUGGUCAUGCCUCUGAUGAUGUGCUCAAAGAGCAAAGUGAGCAACAAGGUCUCGACUUGGCUAUAUGAUCAAACAUUAACUAUGAGCCAAUGCCAGCAAGAAGACAAAGUUAAUGAGUCGAAAGAUACGGAGGUUUCGGAUCAAGAGAAAUCCCCUUUUUCUUGCGUGAUUGUUGAUUAAGUGUUGGUUUAUCAGGGUUGAGUGGUUGAUAAGCUGCCAGGGUGAAGAUGAGUCGACUCGGAUCUCGGGAUGGCGAAAGAUUCGUGAUGACAAAGAUAGUGACAUGGGACUGAGAAGAGGUCAAUUGACAUGGCAAAAGCACAUCAUCUCAGGCGACAUAUUCCAGAACAAUAAACGAUCUUGUUAGUAGUGGAACUUGUCGAGACGCAUAAUAUCUGCAUUGAUGACUCUGAGGUAUGAGUCUAUCGUACAUACAUCGUGGCUGUCUGUGGCGUAUAUGCACGAAGGACAACUGCCUAUUGAAAGAACGUAAGGUUAAAAGAAUGAUCAGCUGCAGGCUUCGAGUGAAAAGAGGGGCAGCAGAAAAGUAAAAGAAAGCCCAGUCUGCCAGUCUAGGAGAAAAGAAGACGUAAAAAAGAGGAGACUUGGGAAGAGAAUUCUGACGAUGGAGUCUUGUUAUGUAACAGAGAAGAGGAUACGGCGGCACUCGAGGAUCCAUUUUGUUUUUCAUCUGCCGACAACACCGAAAAUUCAAUGUAAGUCACCGUGGAGUGGAUUAUCGUAUUCAAGCAAGAGACCACCAGUGGCCAGUCCAGUCUAGCCAGUGCCGUUCUUAUUGCAGAAGGAGUUUUCUCUGAGGGUCUCAAAGGGUCCAAGUCUAAAUCAGUCAUGCCCCGUCCACGCCCCGUUCUGGUGCAUGACUUGGUAGAAGCCAAGUUGCGAUAGCGUCAGAUACCUUGAUGAUGCUGUGAGACGUCGUGCCUUGUCCCUG